CGCUGUCUCAAGCGCCUCGCCUAGUAGUCGGAAAAGCGCUGCUGGCUUUUUUUCCACGCUCCUACAAUCUGCCAUUGGAGGUGGCACUGCCUCGACCGCAGUCGAGAGAAUGACAAAAGACGAAAAAGGAGGGACUGGGAAAGACCAUCACGAUGGUUCCUCCGCGCCUCCGAAGAGAAUUACUACUACAUCCUCCAAAUUAGAAUCUGAAUCCGCGGGUUCGGAUGAUGCGUCAGACUUCGACGCGAAACAGGAU
Amoebophrya sp. A25 is the source of this 256-nucleotide messenger RNA. The record is from the annotation of a GenBank genome assembly. Lineage: Eukaryota; Dinophyceae; Syndiniales; Amoebophryaceae.